AGGAGGAUCUGCUCUGGAUGGUCCCAGGUGGGCAGAGCCCAGGUGAUCCCUGUUUGGAGCACACCUGGCUGGGGGCUCCUCAUCCUCCUGGCUCCCCCUGGCCUGGAUUUCCUUUCCAUUUCUCUUUGUCCUUUCCAAACCCCCAAACCUGGAGUUGAGAAUAAAGAUAUUGAACUGAAACAAGGAUGGGGAUGAGGGGGAUGCUGGCUCCGAGGGAGUUGAGGGUUCCUGGGGCAGAUUUGGGGGUUCCUCAGGGCUUUGGGCACCCCACACCCAGCAGCUCCAUCAGGGGCAGCUGAUCAAGGACUCCCUGCCCCGGAAGUGUCCCCACGUCCUCCUGUCCUGGUUCCUGCUGUCCCCUGGCCUGGAUCCCCACUCCCAUUCUUGUAUCAUCCCAAUCCCAGUCCCAUCCUGCUCUCAUCCCAGUCCAGAUCCCAUUCCCAGUUCCACAUUCCCUCUCCUGUUCCCCUUCUCCUAUUCCCGGUCCCACAUUUCCAUAUUCCCUGUCCCGUUCCCAUUUUCCUAUUCCCAGUCACAGCCUCGUUUCCCAUCCCAGUCCCAUUUUCCCCAUCCCAUAAUCUCACUCCGGUCGCCGUUUCCAUCUUCCCUGUCCCGUUCCAAUAUUGCCCUCCCCGGUCCCAUUCCAGGUUCUUCUCCCGUAUUCCCUGUCCUAUUCCCGACCCCCGUCCCGUAUUCCCGGUCCCUGUCCCCAUUCCCUGUCCCCAUUCCCGGUCCCCUCUCACCGGACGCUCCGCCCCCCCGGUCCUGACGUCACCACCAAACCCCGCGCUGCUCCCUCCCACCAAUCCCAGGGCGCGAUCCCUCAUAGAUUUGCAUGGCCACGCCCCUCAGGCUGACCACGCCCUCCCGCUGCAGCAGCCUCCGGGCGCGGUUCGCUCCCAGUUCCCUCCCAGCGCUCCCAGUAAGAGCGGCACCGACAGGGAAAGCGCUCCCAGUUCCCUCCCAGCGCUCCCAGUAAGAGCGGCACCGACAGGGAAAGCGCUCCCAGUUCCCUCCCAGCGCUCCCAGUAAGAGCGGCACCGACAGGGAAAGCGCUCCCAGUUCCCUCCCAACGCUCCCAGUAAGAGCGGCACCGGCAGGGAAAGCGCUCCCAGUUCCCUCCCAGCGCUCCCAGUUCCCUCCCAGCCCUCCCAGUAAGAGCGGCACCGGCAGGGAAAGCGCUCCCAGUUCCCUCCCAGCGCUCCCAGUAAGGGAAAUCGCUCUCUGAACCCGCCCAGGACAGAGCGCGGCACUGCCCGGACCGGGCUGGGAGAGGAGGAGGAGCGGGAGGAAGAGGAGGGACAGAGGAGGAGGAGGAGGGAUAAAGGAGGAGGAGGAGGGAGAGGAGAAGGAGCAGGGGCGGGAGAAAGAGGAAGAGGAGGGACAGAGGAAGAGGAGGAGCAGCCUCAGCCCCGCUCCGGCCGCCGCUCGCCCGGAUCCGCCGGCAUCGCCCGCCCGGAGCCCGCAGCCCAGGAUUUCCCACUGCCAAACCUCGGCCCCAUGGAGGAGGAGGAGGAGGAGGAGGAGGCUGUGAGGAAGAGGAAGAUGUCCCCAGAGCCUCAGGCAGAGCAGGAGCUGAGCAUGGAGAGCAGCGAGGAGAAAUCCCAUCGUGUCCUUGUCCUUCCUGGGCCAGAGCAGGAGCUGAGCAUGGAGAGCAGCGAGGAGAAAUCCCCGCGGCGGCAGAACCUGGUGGCAGAGGCCGUUGGGAGCGGCUCCACGGCGCAGGAAGGCAGCGGGGAGGAGAAGGCGCGGAGAUGCCUCAGCAGGAGGGGCUGCAAAGGCAGAGCGAGGGGAUCCGAGGGGGAAAGAGCCAGGCUGGGCCGGGGAGGGGGUCAGAGAUCAGAGCUGGGGGUCCGUGAGCAGCUCCAGGAUGGAGAGAAGCCCCAGAAGAACUCAGAGUUGGGGGUCUGUGAGCGGCUCCAGGAUGGGGAGAAGCCCCACAAGAGCUCGAAAUGUGGAAAGAGCUUCACGCUGAGCUCCCCCCUGGUUGUCCACCAGAAGACCCACAUGGGGAAAGAGCUGGGAUCUGAGGGGGAAAAACCCAGCCUGGGUCAGGGAGGGGGUCAGAGAUCAGAGCUGGGGGUCCAUGAGCAGCUCCAGGAUGGGGAGAAGCCCCACAAGAACCCAGAAUGUGGGAAGAGCUUUGGCAGCUUCCACCAGAAGAGCCACACGGGGCAAGAGCUGAGAUCUGAGGGGGAAAAACCCACCCUGGGCUGGGGAGGGGGUCAGAGAUCAGAGCUGGGGGUCCGUGAGCAGCUCCAAUAUGUGGAGAAGCCCCACAAGUGCCCGGAAUGUGGGAAGAGGUUCAGUUAUAGAUGCAGAUUGAUUCGCCAUUCCAGAAUCCAUAUUGGGGGGAAACCCUACGAGCGUGGGAAAUCUGGGAAAAGCUUCAGCUCCAGGUCCAGCCUGAAUGUCCACCAGAAGAGCCACAUGGAGAAAGAGCUGAGAUCUGAGGGAGAAAAACCCAGCCUGGGUCAGAGAUCAGAGUUGGGGGUCCGGGAGCAGCUCCAGGAUGGGGAGAAGCCCCAGAAGUUCUCAGAGUUGGGGGUUCAUGAGCAGCUCCAGGAUGAGGAGAAGCCCCACAAGUUCCCAGAGCUGGGGGUUCAUGAGCUGCUCCAGGAUGGGGAGAAGCCCCUCAAGUGCUUGGAGAAGGGGGUGCAUCAGCAGCUCCAAGGUGGGGAGAAGCCCCACAAGAGCCCAAAAUGUGGGAAAAGCUUCACGCUGAGUUCCCACCUCAAUGUCCACCAGAAGGGCCACACAGGGAAAGAGCUGGGAUCUGAGGGGGAAAAACCCACCCUGGGCUGGGGAGGGGGUCAGAGAGCAGAGCUGGGGGUCCAUGAGCAGCUCCAGGAUGGGGAGAAGCCCCAGAAGAACUCAGAGCUGGGGGUCCGUGAGGAGCCCCAGAAUGGGGAGAAGUCCCAGAAGAGCUCAGAGUUGGGGGUCCGUGAGCAGCUCCAGGAUGGAGAGAAGCCCCAGAAGAGCUCAGAGUUGGGGGUCAAAGAGCAGCUCCAGGAUGAGGAGAAGCCCCACAAGUGCCCGGAAUGUGGGAAGAGGUUCAGUUAUAGAUGCAGAUUGAUUCGCCAUUCCAGAAUCCACACCGGGGAGAAGCCGGGUGAGCGUGGGGAAUCUGGGAAAAGCUUCAGCUCAAGGUCCAGCCUGAAUGUCCACCAGAAGAUCCCCACGGGGAAAGAGCUGAGAUCUGAGGGGAAAAAACCCACCCUGGAUCAGGGAGGGGAUCAGAGCUCGGAGCUGGGGGUCCGUGAGCAGCUCCAGGAUGGGAGAAGCCCCACAAGUUCCCAGAGCUGGGGGUCCAUGAGGAGCUCCAGGAUGGGGAGAAGCCCCUCAAGUGCUUGGAGAAGGGGGUGCAUGAGCAGCUCCAAGGUGGGGAGAAGCCCCACAAGAGCUCGAAACGUGGGAAGAGCUUCACGCUGA
Molecule: messenger RNA, 3432 nt
Organism: Serinus canaria (Common canary)
Lineage: Eukaryota; Metazoa; Chordata; Aves; Passeriformes; Fringillidae
Product: zinc finger and SCAN domain-containing protein 2-like
Exons: 4
Coding region: 1501-3432 (643 amino acids)
Biological process (GO): regulation of transcription by RNA polymerase II
Molecular function (GO): RNA polymerase II cis-regulatory region sequence-specific DNA binding; DNA-binding transcription factor activity, RNA polymerase II-specific
Source: RefSeq, a predicted model, not a curated record